This is a messenger RNA of Penicillium odoratum, 753 nucleotides long. Its product is annotated as ankyrin repeat domain-containing protein. NCBI's taxonomy places the organism in Eukaryota, Fungi, Ascomycota, Eurotiomycetes, Eurotiales, Aspergillaceae. Gene Ontology annotation, molecular function: protein binding. The transcript has a single exon. The record is from RefSeq and is a predicted model, not a curated record. Bases 1 to 753 code for a protein of 250 amino acids.
AUGGGGGGCAACAAAACCGAACUCAUCACAUUAAUCAAGAAUGGAAGAGAAAUCAACACGAUCAAAGACCUCCUCAACAAAGGUGCCAAUGUGAACGCCCAAGACUCAGACGGACAGACAGCAAUGAUGAUAGCUACAUCACACGGCUACCACGAAGUAGUCUCCCUACUACUGAAGUACAAAGCCAAAACAGACACGACACACAAAGGACAAACAGCGCUCUUCAUAGCAGCGCAAAAAGGCGACGAGAAUAUUGCCAAACUCCUCCUCCUCAACGGAGCAGAUCCAAAGGGCCCAAAUAUGCGUGGGAAAUCCGCCCUCUCACAAGCAGUCAUAAGUGGAAAUCUGAGCAUGACGCGACUACUAUUGAACUACGGAGCCACUACCAAUGUACUAUGUGCCAACGGCGACACGGCUCUAACAUACGCUGUUGUCAGUGAUAAUAUUGAGAUGACACAAUUGCUACUCGAUCAUGGUACUCCGGUGGAUCAGAUUGGGAUUUCGACUAGGACUUCGCUUUUCAGGGCUGUGUCACUUGGGAAUGUGAGGAUGGCAAAGCUUCUAAUAGAGAAAGGAGCGGAUCCGAAUCGACAGGAUAAUCAGGGAUUGUCGGCUAUGAGGAUAGCUAUGGAGAAUAGGCAGGAUGAGAUUCUCCGCUUGUUUUAUCAAUUUGGGUAUGGGUACCAACAGCCUGGGAUAGGCAUUGGCAGGACUGUGACUGCAAUGGCAGCACUUGACAUCCUGGGUGCCUAG